GUCUCCGGGGGUGGGCCCCUAAUAAAGUUCGCGUGUUCAAACUUUUUUUUUUUUUUGCCGCCCGCGCUCCGCCCCCCGCCCCGAGAGGCUGGUGCCGCCCGAGCGUUGGCGCCGGCGGGGCGCGGGGCCAUGGCGGUCACUCCGGAGUCUCUCUCGGGCCAGGACGUCGGAUCCUUCGCCUACUUGACAAUCAAAGACAGAAUACCACAGAUCUUAACCAAGGCUAUUGAUUCCUUGCAUAGACAUAAAAGUGAAUUUUUUGAGAAGCAUGGAGAGGAAGGCAUGGAAGCGGAAAAGAAAGCCAUUUCCCUCCUUUCUAAAUUACGGAACGAACUGCAGACGGACAAGCCCAUCAUUCCUUUGGUUGAAAAGUUUGUGGAUACUGACAUAUGGAACCAGUACCUAGAGCACCACGGGCGUCUGUUACUCGCCAGUGAUGAGAAGCCAAGGUGGUUCUACUCACCGUGGCUGCUUGUGGAAUGCUACAUGUACCGGCGGAUCCACGAGGCCAUUAUCCAGAGCCCGCCGAUCGACAACUUCGACGUGUUUCGCGAAUCGAAGGAGCAGAGUUUCUUCGAGUCGCAGGAGUCCGUCAGCAGCCUGUGCACCUACCUGCAACAGACGCUGGGCGCGCCCGACGCCCUCCAGGGCGAGCGGCUCAAGAGCGAGUUCUUCAAGUUCCUCCAGAUUUCACUGUGGGGAAAUAAGUGUGACCUCUCUUUCUCGGGCGGAGAAAGCAGUUCCCAGAGGACCAACGUGAUCAGUUCUGUGGACGACCUCAAGCCGUUCAUUCUGGUGAACGACAUGGAGCGUCUCUGGUCCCUGCUCAGCGAGUCCAAGCCGGCCGAGGGCGGUGCGGCCGUCCGCGUGGCCAUCGUCCUGGAUAACUCCGGGUUUGAGCUGGUCACGGACUUAGUUCUGGCCGACUUCAUGUUAACCUCGAAGCUGGCCACCGAGAUCUAUUUUUACGGGAAAACGAUCCCCUGGUUCGUGUCCGAUACCACCGCCCGUGAUUUCAAGUGGCUCAUCGACCAGGCCGGGCAGUCGGGCCACCCGUGGGUGUCCAAGUGCGGGGGCAACUGGGGCAGGUACGUGGAGGCGGGCCGGUGGGUGUACCGCGACCACAUCUUCUGGACUCUGCCCCACGAGUUCAGCGCCAUGGCCCAGGUGGCGCCCGACCUGUACGCCGAGCUGCAGCAGGCCCGGCUGGUGCUGUUCAAGGGCGACCUGAAUUACCGCAAGCUGACGGGGGACCGCAAGUGGGAGUCCACCGUCCCCUUCCGCCAGGCCCUGAGCGGCUUCCACCCCGCCCCGCUCUGCAGCAUCCGGACCCUGAAGGCCGAGAUCCAGGUGGGCCUGCGGCCGGGCCAGGCCGAGCAGCUCACCGCCUCCGAGCCCAGCUGGCUGACCGCCGGCAAGUAUGGCAUCUUCCAGUUUGACGGGCCGCUGUGAUACGCCCCGGGAGCACCUUAAGUUUGCAGAGCGAGGUGACAGGCCCCGGGCCUCCCUUGGGGAAGGGGCUGCUCCCUCAGGCCCACCCCAGCCUUCUCCCGGGGGCCAUCGGGGGCCUUCCCGACUGGGGAAGGGGUGGAGGGAGCUAGUUACAGAUAUUUAUUUUAUGUUGGGAUUUUAGUAAUUUAUUUCAGGUCAAAUGGUUAGCUUAAAGGGUUUGGGUGACCAUAGAUUUUAUUGAGUAGAAAACAAAAGUACUAGAGUUCUGCUUUUUGUUUUCCCUUUUUUUUUUGCUUAAAAAUAUUUUUCAGUGCUAAUGCUGCAUGGUAUUCCACAUUUUAAGGAGCAUGGAGUUUUACUCAUUUGGGGUCCAGGGCUUUCUGAACACGUGCAUUUUAAUGAUUGUAAAGAGGCAUUUCUUACAACUGUGAUGUUUUUACACAUGAAACUUACCUCAGAUUAAUACCAACUUGAAUUUAUUUCAAUAGCCUGCUGUAUUUGCACAUAUUUGUAUUUUGAUUGACCUCUGGGUAGGGGAGGACACACAGUUGAACAGAAUGAAACAAAUGGUUUUGAAGAAAUGUAAUACCGUUUGCAUUCUGUCUUAUAGCCAGAAUCUACCCAAGCAGAGUCAAAUUUUAAAACAUGAAUGUUUUAAGCAAAUGGGUUUUUAGGUUGGUGUGCCAUUUAAAAAAAAAAAAACAAAAAGCUUUAGAGAGAAAAAAAAUUGUGCAUUGUAUUUCGAAUUCUACUAACAUAUAUUCUUACUCAUUUUUUGGCAGCCACUAGAUUUUAAAUGAUUGAGUUUCAAGUCUCUUGUGUUUUGAAUCUAAAAUUGGGAAAUAAACCUGGGAAAAAGAUUUGCAUUAGAAUAAUAUAAUGAAUUUUAC
Molecule: messenger RNA, 2342 nt
Organism: Sorex araneus (European shrew)
Lineage: Eukaryota; Metazoa; Chordata; Mammalia; Eulipotyphla; Soricidae
Gene: DCPH1
Product: acidic residue methyltransferase 1
Exons: 5
Coding region: 130-1452 (440 amino acids)
Biological process (GO): DNA damage response
Cellular component (GO): cytoplasm; nucleus
Molecular function (GO): phosphatase activity
Source: RefSeq, a predicted model, not a curated record